AUGUGGAGGGCACUCAUCGCACUGAGCCUUUUCUUGGCUCAAGGGACUGCUGCUCCUGAUUGCAGCAGUCAUGACAUUGAAACCAACAACGUGGGCCAAUGUACCUGCGGCGGCGGCGGCGAUGUUUGCAAUACUCAAUGUGACGCCGGCCAGUCCUCUUCCGGGUGCCCGGGUACAGUCAUUCAGUCACAGCUGUUCCUCGACGACUGCAAAGGCCAUUGCACCUCGGAUGCAAACCACCGGUGUCAGUCUUGUUGGAUUUGGUUCAACGGACUCUGUUCUUGCUAUCAGAACGGCGGAUGCGCCCAGAGUAGCCAAACCCCUCCGUUCUGGAUCCAGCUGAAUGGGAAGCUGCUCACAACCAGUGAGCCAAUCCCUAGUAUUUUGGAGCUCCAGCAGCAUCCGUCACUUUCGGGCUACGGCUGGGACUUUGGCCAGAAAGUCUCGAAUCCCGAUUCUCAGGCGUUGGUGAUCAAUUCCGCACAUUCCAUCACCGAGAACCAAAUCCACAUGCACACCUGUCCCAUUAACAAUAACAUGCUCAAGGCGUUGACUGCAUUAUCGAAUCCGGGUCCUGCAGCUUUUGGUUCGCUCACUUCUGUUUCGCUGCCUGGCCCUCCGGGAGUUGACCGCGUCUGGUGCCGCGUGUCGCAGCAAAAGAAUACUGUAGUGGAUGGAAAGACGGUGUCAGAUGAUAUCAGUCGGAUUAUGGGGAGUCAAUGCAAGUACUACGUUGGUGCGGCGGUGGUUCGAGAUAGUAAUGGGUAUACUUGGGACUGCAUUACUGCUGACAGCAAAAGUACUGAGUACGGAAGAUUCUGCGCAUGA
Aspergillus terreus NIH2624 is the source of this 828-nucleotide messenger RNA. RefSeq lists its product as uncharacterized. Lineage: Eukaryota; Fungi; Ascomycota; Eurotiomycetes; Eurotiales; Aspergillaceae. The transcript has a single exon. Bases 1 to 828 code for a protein of 275 amino acids. The record is from RefSeq and is a predicted model, not a curated record.